This is a messenger RNA of Mugil cephalus (flathead mullet), 1767 nucleotides long. Its product is annotated as angiopoietin-related protein 4-like. Gene Ontology annotation, biological process: triglyceride homeostasis. The transcript has 7 exons. NCBI's taxonomy places the organism in Eukaryota, Metazoa, Chordata, Actinopteri, Mugiliformes, Mugilidae. Bases 80 to 1411 code for a protein of 443 amino acids. The record is from RefSeq and is a predicted model, not a curated record. Gene Ontology annotation, molecular function: enzyme inhibitor activity.
AGCAGCACACAACAGACACAGAGAGAGAGAAACAGAAGUUAAUCUCAGAACAGACCAGAGACUCUCAGCAGAAACCAAGAUGAAGACGCCUCAGCUUCUGAUCCUGAUUUUGACUAUUUUGGUGCAUGCGGCGGGAGCUUUCCCCUCGGAGAGGAGGAGCAGGGAGAAAACCGCCUCCUGGGACGACGUGAACGUGGUGGCCCACGGCCUCCUGCAGCUGGGCCAGGGUCUGAAGGAGCACGUUGACAAGAGCAAAGCCCAGAUGAGGGACGUCGGCGACAAACUGAAGGCUUUCAACAGCACGUUGGCCGAGCUGCAGAGGAAGCAGCGGGAGCAGGAUGAAGCCCUGAAGGCCAAAGGCAAGGAGGUGGAUGAGAGGGAGAGGCUGGUGGCCGAGCUGGUCGAGGGGGUGAACGAGGAGGUGGAGGAGGUGAAGAAGCAGACGGAGGACAUCCACUCCAGGAUGGACAGACUGGAGGAGGUGCUCACUGAGUCGACGCUGGACAGCAACGACAGCGAGCACACGGGGAGCCCGUUCAUCCAGAAGGUGGUGGCAGCUCAGAACAGACGCAUCGACCAACUGGUGGAGAAAAUCAAGCAGCAACAAGACAAACUGGAGAAACAGAGUCUGCACCUAAAAGCACUUCAGAGCAAGGUCGGGCACAAGAGAGUCAAAUCCCACAGACGCAGGGACGAGGAGACGGCGCUAAGAGGCGAAGCCGAGCUGAUCUACUUCGAAUCAGGUUUGGCCAAAGACUGUCACGAUCUGUUUGCACGAGGGCAGAGAGCCAGCGGCGUCUACACGAUCCAGCCCGAGAACUCUGAGCCCUUCAACGUCCUCUGUGAAAUUACUUCAGAAGGAGGAUGGACUGUCAUCCAGAAACGUCAAGAUGGAUCCCAAAAUUUCAACCAGCUUUGGGAGAGCUACAAGAGAGGCUUCGGCAGCCUGAACGGGGAAUUUUGGUUGGGCUUGAGCAACAUCCACUCGCUUUCCAAGCAAGGCCAGUACGUCCUGCAGGUGGAGCUCUCCGAUGAGAGGGGGCAGCAGCAGGCGGCUCGUUACCGCUUCCACCUGGACGGAGAGGAGAAGAAGUUCGCCCUGCACCUCGAGCAGGAGUCUGCAGUUCAGGACGACGUCAUGACCACCGGAGCGUCCGGUCUUCCCUUCUCCACGGCCGACCAAGACAACGACCUCGCAGAAGACGUCAACUGCGCCGAGCUGCUCUCAGGUGGUUGGUGGUUCAGCAGCUGUGGUGAGUCGAACCUCAACGGGAAGUAUCCCAGAAGGCCGAGCACGCUUAGGAGACAGCAGUCCAGGAGGCAGGCCAUGUUUUCAUCCAUCACCAAGGGACAGAGAAACUCCCUGAGGACAACUCUUCUGAAGAUCGCACCGGCUCCCACGCAACAAUGAGCCCGUCUCACGAAGAAUGAGACCAAAGACAAUUAAAACCAGUGUCUUUCACUUAAAUACCAAAACCACUAAAGGACUGAAGACACGGCGAGUUCUUUUCAAUGCACUGGAUGAUCAGAUGUUUCUAUGCUAUGCUAUACGGUAACCUAUUGUCUCUUAGGGACAUGUUCAGUCAUAUUGACAGUCACAUUAUUCCCUUCGUAAGGGCUUUGCUCGUUUUCCUAAAUGUACUGUAUUUGUUUGAAUCACCAUGUAGUUUCUUACUUAAAAACAUUUCUACACGACUUUAAACAUAUUUGUUUUUAUUUUGUUACAUGUGGAGUGUAUAGAAAUAAACUUUUUAAAGGUGAAAUCGA